AUGUCGUCCGUCGUCGAGACGCGCUCGCCUUCGCCGCAGAUGAAGUCGGUCCUCACCCCGCCGCUGACCCCGCCGCCCAGGACGGCAACGCUCAAGGAGGACGUCCCCGUCGACCUCGGCGUUCCCGAAAACUACGUCAGCUGGACUAUCAAGAACCAAAAGCCACUCCCGCCGAUCACCUGGAGCAGCUUGUACAAGGAGCUCAACUACCUCAGCUUGGCUAUCCUGACCAUCACUCCGUCCAUCGCCAUCUGGGGCGCGUUCCACGUCAAGAUGCGAACCGAGACUUUCUGGUGGUGCGUUGUGUACUACUUCAUUACCGGUCUCGGCAUCACGGCUGGGUACCACCGUCUGUGGGCGCACCGUUCCUAUAACGCGUCGAAGCCGCUCGAGUACUUCUUUGCUAUGGCUGGCGCUGGCGCGGUUGAGGGUUCCAUCAGGUGGUGGUCUCGCGGGCAUCGCGCUCACCACCGCUACACAGACACCGAGCUCGACCCAUACGACGCGAACAAGGGCUUCUGGUGGUCGCACGUUGGCUGGAUGCUCGUCAAACCUCGUCGCAAGCCCGGCGUUGCUGACGUCAGUGAUCUCAGUAAGAGCGAAGUCGUCAGGUGGCAGCACCGCUGGUAUCUGCAGCUCAUUGUCACGUUCGGCUUCCUCUUCCCCACGUUCGUUGCCGGGAUCUUUUGGGGUGAUUGGUGGGGCGGGUUCGUGUAUGCGGGUGCCGCCCGUCUUACUUUUGUGCACCAUUCAACUUUCUGCGUCAACUCCCUGGCGCACUGGAUCGGUGAGACGCCCUUCGACGACAAGCACACGCCGAAGGAUCAUAUGCUCACCGCCUUCGUCACGAACGGGGAGGGUUACCACAACUUUCACCACCAGUUCCCCACGGACUACCGCAACGCGAUCAAGUGGUACCAGUACGACCCGACCAAGUGGUUCAUCUGGACGUGCGCCAAGCUUGGUCUCGCGAGUCAUCUCAAGAAGUUCCCCGAGAACGAGGUGCGCAAAGGCCAGCUUACGAUGCAGCUCAAGCGACUGCGGGAGACGCAAGAGGGGCUUGUGUUUGCGCCCGACGCGAAUGAUUUGCCCAUCGUCAACUGGGAGACCUUCCAGAAGCAGUCGACUAAGCGGCCACUUGUCGUCGUCGCCGGCUUCAUCCACGACCUGUCUUCGUUCAUCGACGAUCACCCUGGUGGUCGUCACCUGAUCGCGAAGAACAUUGGACGCGACGCGACAACGGCGUUCUUCGGCGGUGUCUACGACCACUCUAAUGCUGCGCAUAAUUUGCUCUCGAUGAUGCGUGUUGGCGUCCUGGCUGGCGGUAUGCAGCACGGCUUGGAUGACAGAAUUGUCCCGCCGUCGCAGCGUCUUCGGAUUGCGCGAUACACGGAGCUGGUCUCGUCCGCUGGUUCGUCUACGGCGUGGUCGGACAACGAGGGUCUUUUAGGUUGA
Sparassis crispa is the source of this 1455-nucleotide messenger RNA. Its product is annotated as Acyl-CoA desaturase. The coding region runs from base 1 to 1455 and encodes 484 amino acids. Gene Ontology annotation, biological process: unsaturated fatty acid biosynthetic process. Lineage: Eukaryota; Fungi; Basidiomycota; Agaricomycetes; Polyporales; Sparassidaceae. The transcript has 5 exons. Gene Ontology annotation, molecular function: stearoyl-CoA 9-desaturase activity; heme binding; iron ion binding. The record is from RefSeq and is a predicted model, not a curated record. Gene Ontology annotation, cellular component: endoplasmic reticulum membrane.